UCGCGGGUGGACGCGUUUCGCCUUUUUCUGAACUAUAAUACCCAUCAGUAGGUACUGUGCUGUGUUCUGUGUGUUGUGCAAAUAAUUGUGUACGGUUUUCCUCUUAACCCUCCUUGCAGUCUUCAGUUUUGCGUACGAAGUUAAAGUGAAGAUUUUCGUGUCCAUUGGAUUAUAUUGUUCUUUCGCAUGUAUAGUUGGAUGCACUCGAUCCACUACUGCUGACCGUAUCCGUGUGUGCUCCGAUCCGAUAGAAGGGUUCUGUUGGUGUGUAUUGAAAAAAAGUGCAACAAUUAUUAUCAAACGUACAAAAGGAAGAAUCUGUAAGAGUUUUCUUCGUGUGACCGUUGUGCUGUUCUUGGAAAUUAGUUAGACUUGGAUUGGAGCUUCAAUAAUUGCGGGGCUUUCGAAAAGAUAUCCGGAUAUCCUGCUGGUGAUGUAGUCGAGUAACGCUUCCCCUAAUGAAAUAAUCGGUGCGUUUGGCCGGAUUGUGGAACGAAAGAGAAACGAAAUUUAAAUGUGAAUUUUGUGUUGUUAAUUAAUAAGUUGUGCAGAUUGCAUCGAAGUGUUUUGCCAGUAAUUUGCUGAUUGUUUUAACGUUUCAGCAAUUAUAAAUGCGACAAUUUCUCAUUUAUUCGAAGCUUAGCAGCUGUGGUGUGCAUACAAAAAGAACGGUUUUGUCACUCAUACCAUUGCGAACCGAAUAUCAAUGAAAACAUAGUGGAAAAGCAAAACACGCUACUUGCCGAGUUCCUGUGAGCCAACCAACCAAGAGUUUUUACAAGUAGCCAAGGUAGAAAGCAGAGAACGAAAACUUGUUGAUUCUCAACCUCGUUUAUGUGAAGACAAAUGGCAUUGGAACUUUGUCGUGCAAUUACGUCCGAAAUCGCUAAUCUAUGUAAACCGAAAUAGUGAAUGGAAAAGCUAUCGAAGUCAAAAUACUGCAGCACCAGAAAUAAUUUAGUGGAUAUUGGAUUACUUAAUGUGUUUGUCAUGGUUCAAUUGAUGUAGAGAGCGCGUGAAAGUUUCCGACCAAGCGUAGAAGAACAUCAAACGAGUGACCCCAACCGGCCAGAUCUAUUGUCCGAUGGAAACCGAACCAGUUAAACUGUGCACGACUGCGUGAAAUUGUUUUUUGUUUAUCUGGUGAAUCGCAGUUUGAAGCAAUACGCGUAAAAGUACCGGAUUUUCAGUGAAGAACACGAUUCCACGCUGGUGAAACCGCUGUGGAAUAGCACCAGAAAGUGUCCUGAUUUUUGUGUGUUGUUUUCGAACUAACCGGUUACAAAGCUAACGGCACGCAACCUGGCGCUGUUCUGUGUACCGGUGAAGCAACGUCUACCCUCUGAUUCGUCGGAUGUGAAUGUAAGUGGUACUACCCCUUUUGCAUGUAUCAUAGGAGCAGAGCAGCCUCCGUCCACUACCCGAUCGAAAAGAAGACCAAGGACUCCAACAAUGGGAUGAUCGGACUGCAGGCGGAGCUCGGUGGUCCCCCGUUGCAGCCACCGACGUCGAUGAUGACUUCGAACGGAGCCGGCGGUUUACCGAAUGGCAAUCUGCUGGCAGCAGUAUCGCCCGGUGGAGCGCUUCAUCAUCACAUUGGGCCACCACCUUCCCAUCUGCAUCCUCCACCACAGUCGUCGUUGAGUCAGCAGCAGCAGCAACGUUCCGGUGGAACGGCACGUGAAAGGGCCAUGCACGCCGUGGAAUACUACAAUAGCAAUGUGCUGCGAGCGCGAGUCGGUGCUGGGCUGGCUGGAACGCGUACUUCAGUGCACGACCGAUAUCCCUAUAUUCAGCGGCAUAUGGGGAUGACCAGUGGAGCCAAGCUGGUGCCUCCCGGCGCGGAUAAUCUGUAUCGAAGUAAUUCGAGUUUGGAGUUGAUACACGAUCACGGUGGACAUCACGACGUUUUACAUCCGGGAGGGACCAAUUUGAGACGCGAGUACGGAAGUCAUGGGUCGAUUGAUGUCAUCUCUUCCGAUCGGCAUCACGGAGGACAAUCCACGGGCGAGAGCUUCCUAGCGAUGCUAGCCGAAUACAGACCGGCAGUGUUUGGGAUAGAUCACGCGCAUCAUCACGUUAGUGGAGGACAUCAUAUACAUCAUGAUGGUCGAUCUGGUGGUUUAUCUUCUGGAGAGGACAGUCUUGACCGGGGCAAUGCUAGUCCUAAGCUGAGAAUGAAGUUCAAUAGAUUGUGGUCAUCGUCGGGUGCUCACGGGGGGAAAACAGCUCGUUCUCAACAGACGCAAAGUGCGUCGCUGGAUGAUCCGUCUAUAAACGGGAAUGCGUCGAUGUUGUCUAAUGUGAGUGCUACUUCGACUACGACCGUAUCCUCUGCCGAUAUUGAGGAACGCCAACGACGGAGAGCGUUCGCUCAUUUUGACUGCCAAUCACUAACUGCCAACCUUGGUUAUGCUGCCAAAUUAAGAGGAUUGUUGUUGGCCAGACGACGCAAUACGACAACGGGUGCUUCGGCAGCGGCCACUUACGGAACGCGAUCGUCCACCCCCGAUGGAGACAGUAUCGAUGAGGAUUACGGUGAUGGACAGAGCAACCAAUUGUUGGACAGUUGUCCUUUCUUUCGUAACGAAAUCGGCGGUGAAGAGGAACGGGAAGUCAGUCUGACCCGGAUGCAAAAUCCACUGCCAGUUGGACAACAGCAAAGGCGGGCGAUUCAUCGACCGCUGCUAGCCUACGGAGUUUCCGUACUCGAGUGUGGGCCCAGCGAAACGCUGUGGAAGGCAAACACUUGUCCGUACCAAAAAGGUCCCCGGCCGAUCGAACAGAUCGACAACGGUGCUCUCUACUAUCGGCAGUUUUUCUUCGGCCAAGAACACCAAAACUGGUUCGGUAUGGACGAACAGUUGGGGCCGGUUGCGAUCUCGAUUAAAAAGGAAAAACUUUCCCCGAGCCUGGUUCCCAGUCUGGCAAUCCACGGCGCAGAUGUGACCCCCACCGCAAACCAAACCCAACAGCAUCUGUACCGGUUGAUUGUACGGACCUCGGAGCUGUUGACGCUUCGGGGAUCCGUUAUCGAAGAUUCCAUUCCGAAUCCACGCGGAACGGGCAAGCAUGUUAGUACCAAAGAAAUUCUGGAAUACGUUGCGCCAGAAGUACAAAUAAGUUGUUUGAGGUUAGGCGUCAGUACGCCUCAGUGCGAGCAGCAGUUGCUAAAACUGGACGAACAAGGACUAACCAACAAGUACAAGGUUGGUAUUCUCUACUGCCGAGCGGGUCAAUCCUCCGAGGAGGACAUGUACAACAAUGAAGAUGCUGGACCGGCAUUCAACGAAUUUCUGGACACCAUCGGAAACCGCGUUCGCUUGAAGGGUUUCGAUCACUACAAAGCCGGCCUGGACAACAAAACGGACUCCACCGGAACGCACUCACUGUACGCCACCUAUCAGGACUGUGAAAUUAUGUUUCACGUGUCCACGAUGCUGCCUUUCACGCCAAACAAUCGGCAGCAGCUGCUACGCAAACGUCACAUCGGAAACGAUAUCGUAACAAUCGUUUUCCAAGAACCGGGUGCCCUCCCGUUUACUCCAAAGAACAUACGUAGCCAGUUCCAGCACGUAUUCCUCAUUGUGCGAGCGGUUAACCCCUGUACGGAUCACACCCAGUAUCGGGUGGCGGUGUCUCGCUCGAAGGAAGUUCCCGUGUUUGGGCCACCGGUCCGACCAGGCGCGCUCUAUUCCAAGGGUCGUCACUUCGCCGACUUUCUGCUAUCAAAGGUACUGAACGCGGAAAAUGCCGCCCACCGUUCGGAGAAGUUCGCCACGAUGGCAACCCGAACUCGGCAGGAGUAUCUGAAGGACCUGACCAGCAACUACUGCAGUGCAACGCUGGUUGAUACCGGACAAAAGUUUUCGAUUUUCCCCAGUAAAAAACGGGAACGGAGUAAGCCUCGGUUCUCGGGUGAUCUCACGCAGCGGGGCGCGUUCUGUUGGCAGGUUGUGCUGCACGAUAGUGGCCAGUCGACGCAGGUCGAUUGUUUUCUGGGUAUUUCCGCGGAAACGUUUGUGCUGAUUGAGGAAUGUACCCGGCAGAUUAUUUUCGUGACGCCUUGCAAGGCGAUUCUCGGGUGGUCAACCAGUCAGAAUUCGUUGAGAGUUUAUCAUCAUCAGGGUGAGUGUGUGACACUCAAUAUGAGAGAUUCGGGAGAUCGGGAUGAGCAGUUGGAGGUUAUCGAGCGGUUGAGAGCGGUUACCAACGGUUGUGGGGCUUUGGAGCUGAGUCUGCGAAGGAAUCCGAUGGGUCAGCUGGGUUUCCACGUGCAACCGGAUGGUGUUGUGACGCAGGUGGAAAUCUCCGGUCAGGCAUGGACGGCCGGAUUGAGACAGGGCUAUCGGUUAGUGGAAAUUUGUAAGGUAGCCGUGGCUACGUUGUCUCACGAUCAGAUGGUUGAUUUGUUGAAAACUUCUGCCCAAGUGACGGUAACGGUGAUUGAGUCGUUCGCUGAUUUUAGUCCACGUCGAGGUUGUUCGCUGCAAAAUUGCCGCUUUAAUUCGAUGAAUUACGAAAGUGAUUACGAUACUGUACCGGAGAGGGGUGAAAAGAAUGGGAAGAAGCAUCUGCCGAGUGCUCAGUUGCAAUCAGCAAGCCACCGGAAGAGAUACGAACGGAACUUCUCUCCUCCGAGGUCCAGCAAUAGCAGUGGAUAUGGCACGGGAAGUAGCAGUCGAUCUUUUACGGCUUUGAAUCCCAAUGGGGUUCCAGCGAACGACCACCGGUACUGUCCGGAUAUGGGAACUUUAACCAGCUCGUCGAGUGGCCAUUCCUCGAACGACGAACGUUGGUAUGAUGUGUUGGAUCCUCAGCAAGAAUCUACACCGGUAUCGGAACCAAAUAACUACCAUCAUCCAAAGCUUACGGCCUCCAGUAACUCACUGCCCUUAACAGGCGUAACUCCUCGACCGCUUUCCCUGCACGCAGACUCUCGGCAGCUUUUGAACAAUGGCAACAACAACAGUGCCAACAUUGCCCUCCUCAAGCGUUUGAUUAUCAAUGAAAACGGUGCUCACGGUGAGAACGGAUCAACCCCUGUUGAACCUCUCUACACCAGCUCAAUGAAGAAUCUGGCUAAUCACCAUCAACUGCUGAGUGCCACCGAGGAAGAAGAUCGUUCCCGUAACAAUUCCCCCCAGUUGAAACGAUCCGCUACGACUACCAAUAUUUACGGUAUCAACGGAGGCGGGGGCAGCAAGAAAUCCCAGACAGCCCUCUGCUCAAACGGCGGUCCACUUAGUUCCAGCAGUGCUUCAAGCUCUCGCAACAACAGUCCCCGCCCCAAUAGCGGAGUCGUAUCCGACGCUAAACUACGACAAAAAACUGCUGCCCCACAGCGAAACAGCGUGAACUACACCGGAAGCUCUCUACAGGAAGAUUUAAUGAAACUGAUCAAUCCGGAUUACAUUGCGGCAGCGGCAUCUAGUGACGACAAUUUCAACGCCGGAUCUCUGGAGAAGAUGCAGAAGGGAAACCCAAACAGCCACAGUUUGGGCAACAUCUCGUCCCUGGCAGCUUCCGGUGGGCUCAAGCCGAUUCAGCAGCUGAGUCAAAAAUCGCGCUCCCGUGAGGGCAUUAAUUUGGGAUCGUCAUCCAACAAUUUGAAGGUUGCCAAAAGCAAUGGUAAUGUGACUGUGGUGAAUGGUUGUUCGGGUUCGGCCCCGAACCAGCAACCGCCGGAGCAGGAGCCGGAUGUGAUUUUCACUACCGCCCGACCGGCUACGGUAAUCUCGAGCACGACCAGCAAUUGCUCUAGUCCGGCUAGUGAGCUGAACAGCUGCGGAAAGCAGCCGCACAUGAACGAGGAUCAUCUGAAGAUGUCACCCAGCCGAAAGCAGCAGAUGUUGGCCGCAGCCGCCGUAGCUGGAGGGAUCCUGAAGAGUACUAUGAUGACGAAUGGCAACGAUUCCGUUGCAGGUGGUGGUGGCAAUUCUGGACCAGGCGGCAAGAUCCCUCUGCCCGACAUGAAAGAGAUGGACUGGAGUAGCCUCGUAGAUACGGCGACUAAGGCCAUGACGCAGCUCAGCGAAUCUGGAUCGAAGGCACACCCACAGGCGAAUGUCUACUACGACGACAUCAGUCAGGUUUUGAACGGCGUGGUCCAACAGCAACAGCAACUGCAACAACAGCAACAACAACUGCAGCUGCUUAAGCAGCAACAACAGCUUCAACACUCUCAAGCGUCCGGUGCUUGCCAUCAGAACGGAUCCGCAACUCCCGCCUUAUCCGAUCUAUCUUCCACGCCUAGCUCUGCCUCACCCGUUUCCACCGGAAGCGGCAGCGGUAGUAGCAGCAAUGCCCAAAUGAUAGCCAUGCAGAACAGUUCCAGUCUGCCCGAGCUGCAGAGUCAAGUUACACAGCUUUCGGAUCGGGUGCUUCGCGAGCAAAGGCGACGUCGAUCGCUGGAGCACGCUGUCCGACGGUUAACCGAAGAAAACCGACGCUUGCAGGACGAAAGCCAGGCGGCCGUACAGCAACUUCGCCGUUUCACCGAGUGGUUCUUUCAAACCAUCGACCGGCAGUCCUAACCAAUGACCGACUACAACAAGGGACCAUAAAAAAAACUCAUGUGCUUAACCAAUAGCGUCUUCCACAUUCACCUUAAAAAAAUAUCAACACUAGAAGCAAUCGCACCUUUGCUAGCAAUAGCAGCAGCACCUCACAGCCAUUAACAAUGUUUUUUAUUGUUUCAAAUUCUGUUCAUUUUUUAACGAUUCCAACUGUUAUCGAAUGCACGAAUUCGUUUCGUCGUUUUACUGAAGACAAUGAAGAUGCUUAAACCGUGAAAAGACGUACGGCAAUCGUCAGUCAAAAGUGAAGUGUAUCUCUUGAGUGACCAAAAAUAUUUAAUGUUAGUAAACAAACAAACCUGAUAGCAAGCGAACGUAAUCAAAACAAAGCAAAAAUUUGACACCAGUUUAAAGUUUAAUCACUAAGUCGAACGUAAUCAAUCUAUUUAUACACUUUUUCUACAUUAAAGCAAAAUAUUACAAUAAUAAUAUACGAAUUCACACACGAAAUCACAUUAUAUACAACAUUUAAUAUAAUCAUUGCGUAUUUAUAACAAGUAAACAAAAGAAAAAGCUUUAGCUUAGACACAUCAACAGCUGUGCUAACUGAAAAACAAAAAAAACACGUAAAUAGAAACGAAAACAUACCAAAUGAAACCUUAUAAUUGAAGUCUUGUGUACAAUCUGUUAAUUUAGAACCUUAAAUCUGCUGCAUCAUGCUAGUUUAUAUGUAUGUAUUAUUACUUUUACCGCCUACUUAGAUGUUAAGUUGUUGUUAAACGUUCUGAAAAGAACUAGAGCUCUAGCGUCUUUUUCUUCCCCCUUAAGGCUGUCUUUCGACGUUCUAAAUAUUUAAGCUACUUAACAUCAAUCUAUGUACAUUACACGGAACACAAAGAAAUGAUGCCUCUAACUCUAUAGAUAGUUUUUAGUUUGGUAAACGUUUACUCUAGCCCUAUGAUAGCGUAUUAGGGUCGGCUGAAGCUACAUACAUAUAAGCGGACCAGUUUGUGCUAAAUAAAGCAAUAAGCGUCCUCCGGACGCCCUUCUAGUUUACGAUAAACAUACACAUAUACAAACACAAACACACGCAGGUAUCACGAAACAGUUUUGAUCAAAUUUAGUUGACACACCUAGAAAUAAUAAAAUG
This is a messenger RNA of Sabethes cyaneus, 7668 nucleotides long. Its product is annotated as signal-induced proliferation-associated 1-like protein 1. The transcript is spliced from 4 exons. Gene Ontology annotation, biological process: regulation of small GTPase mediated signal transduction; activation of GTPase activity. Gene Ontology annotation, molecular function: GTPase activator activity; protein binding. The record is from RefSeq and is a predicted model, not a curated record. Bases 1386 to 6536 code for a protein of 1716 amino acids. Lineage: Eukaryota; Metazoa; Arthropoda; Insecta; Diptera; Culicidae. Gene Ontology annotation, cellular component: cytoplasm.